GUUGCGUAAAUGUGGUGUUUUAUUCGCCCGAUGUCCCGUUCUACCUGUUGUAUUCGUGUAGUGUAGCCGUAGCCCACACCGCAGCGCACAGAGUCGGCGUGCACGUAUCCUCUCCGCUCUGUGUUGCUCCCGAACCAGCCACCACGGGGGAGUUAAGGGCAAGACGUCGGGACUGUUUUUCCACUAUUUCCCAAACCUAUAACUUCUCCAUGAUCUGGAUUCAAAGGCAUCCACGUUGUGCCAGUGUCCCCGAUGCAGCGGGUUACGGGGCCCGCGCUUUCCCACACGGCAGAAUCUUGUGUCAGGACCUAUCGCUGGGCGUGUCUGACGUCGGCCCCGUGCGCUCGCAGACAUGAGUGUUGUCAGAGAAAUGCAUGGACACGGGUUUCGGGGCGGAGGUGGGGUGGUGGCCUCUCUGAGUGGGCCUGCCCACUUCACUGAGGAUGCUCCCAGACCCCCAGUGCCUGGAGAGGAGGGUGAUGUGGACCCCCCUGCUCCAUAUGCCAGCACCCGUCCCAACGCCCUCUCCCAAACUCUCGGCUUUCACCCACCCUCGUCUAAAAUGGGUGACACAUCCACGUACACCCCUUCAUCCUCCUCUGCCACCCCCCGCCGCCCUGACCUGGACCUUGGUUAUGAGCCCGAGGGUUCGGCCUCUCCCACUCCUCCGUACCUGAAGUGGGCUGAGUCGCUCCACUCGCUGCUGGACGAUCAGGAGGGCAUCCAGCUCUUCAGGAAAUUCCUGUGCCAGGAGGGCUGUGCCGACCUGCUAGACUUCUGGUUUGCCUGCUCGGGCUUCAGGCAGACCAGCCAGGAGAAGAGGGCCAAGCUUGCCAAGGCCAUCUACAGGAAGUACAUCAUCGACGGCAGUGGCAUCGUAUCCCGACAGAUCAAACCGGCCACCAAGAGCUUCAUCCGAGACUGUGUAGGGAAGCCCCACCCAGAUCCAGCCAUGUUUGAACAGGCGCAGACGGAGAUCCAGGCCAUGAUGGAGGAAAACACAUACCCUCUGUUUCUCAAAUCGGACCUGUACCUGGAAUACACCCGCACCGGAGGAGAGAGCCCCAAACCCAACCCUAGCGACCAGAGCCCCUCUUCUGGUCCGGCAAACGCUGUGCCGGGGUACCUGCCCACGCUCACUGAGAACGAGGAGUGGAGGUGUGCAGGAGAGCGGGAUGCAGAGGAGGACAGAGAUGGAGAGUGCUCGGACACUCCGGCCAGCAGACUGACCCACAGCCUGUUAAUGCAGACUGCCCCCCAGAGGGCAGUAGUGAACAGGAGGAGGCCUGACAGCAGGGAGUACAGACCCUGGAGAGAGCCAGUGAACCCGUAUUACGCCAACCUGGGCUACGCUCGCGCCCCCGCCACUAGUGCCAACGACAGUGAGCAGCAGAGCAUGUCCAGUGACGCAGACACCAUGUCCCUGACCGACAGCAGCAUAGAUGGGAUUCCUCCUUACAGAUUUCGAAAGCAGCAUCGAAAAGAGAUGCAUGAAAGUGCCAAAGCAAAUGGACGUGUUCCCCUACCUCAUAUACCUCGCAUGUACCGCAUGCCAAAGGACAUCCACGUGGAGCCGGAGCGUUUUGCAGCCGCCCUCAUCAGUAAACUGGAGACAGUGCUCCGAGAGCGGGAGGCUCAGGAGAGGCUGGAGGAGAGGCUCAAGAGAGUACGACUGGAAGAAGAGGGCGACGAUGCAGACAGCUCCAUGACCACCUCCAUGUCGUCUCACAGUAUACCACUGUCCCUGCCCACCUUCCCCCCUCUUUACGGAGCCAGGUACUCCGAGACCACCCCUGCCUGUGCCCCCACGUACGGGGGGCUGGUGGCCAUGGAGGACUCCCACGAGGACGACCCUGAGUCUAUUCUGGACGAACACGUGCAGCGGGUCAUGAAGACUCCGGGCUGCCAGUCACCAGGAGCAGCCAACAGCACCUUAGGGGGGCGCCACAGUCCUCCCAAAUCCUCCCGCUCCCCAGACGGAGGCACGGGUCCUCCCCUCUACCCCCCACACCGCGGCCUGCCCGCCCCCGGGGCCAAAGGUAUGCAUCACAAACAGGCGUAUCACCACAGAGGCAGAGAAGCACAGGAAGAGGCGGGCUCUAGGUCACAGGCCAACUUCCUAUGGAAUGGAGAGGGAGGCAGGAGCAGGAACUACGCCGACGGCGCAGGGGCCAGUAAUGUGGAGGGCCUGGGUUACAGCAGUAAGGGCAGCACACUAUCGAGGCGCGGAGGGAAGAAGCCUGAGCCCUCAGGCAAAGGCGAAGAGGCUGUGCGAGCUGCAGAUGCCCCGGUGCCUCUGGAGGACAUGGAGAGGAACCAGAAGAUCCUACAGUGGAUGAUGGAGGGAGAGGCGCUCCGGCACAAGAAGAGCUCACACGGUGGAAGCACCAGUGGCUCCAGGAGGACAGGGACCAGCAGCGAGUCUCCACGGCCGACCUCGGUGGAGCGCCCCGGGGCAGUGCACCCAUGGGUGUCGGCUCAGCUCCGGAACAACCCCUCCUCCGUGUCCCCCGCUAUCCCAUCUGCCACCAGCCAAGUGCAGCCUUCGCAUCCAUUCAUCCAGGACCCCGCCAUGCCCCCCAACCCGGCCCCAAACCCCCUCACCCAGCUGGAGGAGGCUAGGAGGAGACUGGAGGAGGAGCGGAGGAGGGCGGCCGCGCAGCAGGCCAAGCAGAGGCACAAGUCUGCGAAGCGAGUGGAGCGCUGUGAGAACAUGACCGUGGCCUACUAUUUCUGUGGAGAGCCCAUCCCCUACAGGACGUCUGUCAAAGGUCGUGUGGUCACUCUGGGCCAGUUCAAGGAGCUGCUUACCAAAAAGGGCCACUACAGGUUCUACUUCAAGAAAGUCAGCGAUGAGUUUGACUGCGGCGUCGUGUUUGAGGAGGUGCGGGACGACGACGCCAUCUUACCCAUCUUUGAGGAGAAGAUCAUCGGAAAGGUGGAGAAGGUGGACUGAAGCUGGGGACCUGUGAGAUCCCACCAGAACGCUAGAACCAUACGGAUGCAGGCAUAUCGCACGGACAGGAGUUUGAGCCUCGGGAACGCUUGAAGAAAGUCGACAGAUGGACAGAGCCAAGUGAAGCAAAAUGAGAACGAUGAUGAUGCAGGUUUUCAAGAUGGAAUUUAUAUGAAAUGAACCAGGUGCAGGGCCACGAAACACAAGAACGCCUCCUCCUCCUCCUCCGCGGGUCUCUCCGGAGCUGUUCCACUUCCACUACAGCGGACUCAGACGGACAGGAUCAGUAGUCUUCCGCAGACCAGUUUAAAAUGCUGCUACAUUACCACAAACUCUCUCGUGAAAAGGUGCUCGCCAAUGUCCUGAAAGUGCUUUUUUUCGCUCCCCCCGCUGGAGGCUUGCUGUCUGGGGGGAGGGAGCUAGGGGGAUCCGGGCAGAGGAUGCUGGGAAGUGGAGUCCCUCUGCCCCUCCCGCUCGCUCAGACGUAGUAGUGGUUAACCGCGUAGAUGUCACAGCCACACGGAGACGCAAGUUCUCUUGUUUACCAAAGCGUCAUAUUUUUUUGAUGAGACGAGUAUUCUAGCUACUUGUUUUGCAUUUUAUUUCUGUAUAAGGCAGGUACUUCUAAUGCAGCCCAAUUUUUUUGUCAUAUCUCAGUACAAAUGUAUUUUGUGUAUGUUUCUAAGCUAGUUCGUUUGCCAUUUUGAGGACAGCUGAGAACUCUUUUAUUCUUAUUAUCGCAUAUCUAUAUCUCGUAUUGGAACUACACCGGGCCUUCCAGAUGCUGACCAUGUCCCUGAGUGGAGGUGCCUGACUGGCCAAUGCUCAGCUGUGCCUGUGCAGUCCUCGCUCUGGUUUAGGGAGGUUUCACACUACAGCUACCUAAGGCCGCCCCUGACCGCUCGCCACAAGAAUAACAGUGUUUCCCAUUAAUACAGGAGACUAUGGUGGCCCCUCAUAUUCUAAAAUUGCCCCCAUCGUCUAAAAUAACUUGGACUAUAUAUUGGCAUCAUUGGCUCAUUGCAUUAUCAUACACUUAAAAAAUAAAAUGAAGUGGUCAAAAAUGCCUGCUUAAAGAUGAACUAAUAUAGGUAGUAUGUGACAUUUAUACUCCACAAAUUUAAUGAAAUUAAAUUUAAAACAUAAUUUGUUCCUAUACCUAUCACGGUAACACAUUUUGAAUCAUGAUAUAUGGCUAGAUAAAUAUGAAGAUAAACAAUAAUAUUGAAACUACUUAAUACCACUGACAAAAUUAAAAGAAAGCAAGAUAAUCCUAGUUAACUAUUUUUAAAAUAGACAGUAUCAUAAAAAGGUAUAAGGCUUAUUUGUUCCACCAUAGUCUUUACAAAAUCAAUGGAAAACACUGAGAAUAACCACUUGUACGUUCUCCUCACUUGUCUGACAGACAUCAGGCCUGUGCGUUCCAAGUGCAGAGUUUUAAUUUUUUUAAAUUUUUUAUUGUGCAACGACUGUCUCAAAUCUACAGUGAUCAGUUUGUACAGUGCCUCUGCCAAAACCAUUAGAGCAAAGUCGAUGUAUCCUAAAGUCCACCCUCCUUGUGCUAUUCGCCGCCCCUGGCACAGUUGAGGAGAGUGAAUGUACGCUGGCCCUCAGCUCGUCCUCAGAGCCACUCGUGUCCUCAUUAUGCUGUUUAACUGAAUGUGGAGGUCACUCACACCAGGCCUUUGGAGGAAUGUUAGAUUAUUGAUUAGACAUUGGAAACCAAGUUAACUGUAUCAGCCCAUAAUGCCUUCAGUAAGUGAACCAUAGUUUUAAUGUAUUGUUUAUUAAAAAAAAGUCAUUUGAAUAAUCACCAAGCAUGUUCUUUUUAACCAAUGUUUCCUGAUGAGUUGAAUAUCUAUUUUAUUUGUUUAUGAUAAACUUUUAUGGCCCUAUGAUAUAUUUUAUUGGUUUUGUUCGAAUACCCAGGGACAGUUGAAUGACAUUAUUCUCAAGUGUCUUCUGUGAGUUUGUGUGAAACCCAGUGCCUUUCCCAUAUGUCUGUAUGACCCAUGCUUUGACUGUAUUUUGAUGCAGGUGUAUUUAGCUGACUGGCUCUGGUCUAAUAGAAGCGCUGCUGUAAAUAUGUACAUUCUCAUUUCAUACAGAGCUGCACCACGUCCACAUGUCACUGUGCUGGUUCCACUUGUACAUUUCUUUUCAAAAAGGUACUUCAUAAUAAAGCUGUUGAAUCAA
This is a messenger RNA of Periophthalmus magnuspinnatus, 5152 nucleotides long. Its product is annotated as axin-1-like. The coding region runs from base 353 to 2956 and encodes 867 amino acids. Gene Ontology annotation, biological process: negative regulation of canonical Wnt signaling pathway. The record is from RefSeq and is a predicted model, not a curated record. NCBI's taxonomy places the organism in Eukaryota, Metazoa, Chordata, Actinopteri, Gobiiformes, Gobiidae. The transcript is spliced from 13 exons.